GCCAAGUGCUGUGUGUGCGCGCUGCUCCGCGGACGCAGCGGCUGCGGCCGGGCGGCGAGCUGGCGGCGCGGGUGAGCCAGCGCGGGAGGCCCAUGACAGUUGCUCCGCGAGCGUGAGCGGCGCCGGCAGCGACGCGCGGGACUGAUGAGGGCCCGCAGGGAAUGAAGUAUGGAUGUGAAAGAGCGUAGGCCCUACUGCUCCCUCACCAAGAGCAGGCGGGAGAAGGAGCGGCGGCACACCAACUCCUCCGCGGACAACGAGGAGUGCAGGGUGCCCACGCAGAAGUCCUACAGCUCCAGCGAGACGCUGAAAGCCUUUGAUCACGAUUCCUCCAGGCUGCUCUACGGGAACAGAGUCAAGGACCUGGUUCACCGCGAGGCGGAUGAGUACAGCAGGCAAGGACAGAAUUUCACCCUAAGGCAGUUAGGAGUGUGCGAACCCGCCACUCGAAGAGGCCUGGCAUUUUGUGCGGAGAUGGGGCUGCCCCCCAGAGGGUACUCUCUCAGUGCAGGGUCGGACGCGGACACGGAGAACGAGGCCGUGAUGUCGCCAGAGCACGCCAUGAGACUCUGGGGCCGCGGCGUCAAGUCCGGCCGCAGCUCCUGCUUGUCCAGCCGCUCCAACUCGGCCCUCACCCUGACCGACACGGAGCACGAGAACAAGUCGGACAGCGACAACGAGCAACCUGCCAACAGCCAAGGCCAGCCCACCCUGCAGCCCUUGCCACCUCCCCAUAAGCAGCACUCCGCUCAGCACCACCCAUCCAUCACCUCUCUCAACAGAAACUCCCUGACGAAUAGGAGGAACCAGAGUCCGGCCCCGCCGGCUGCUUUGCCCGCCGAGCUGCAAACCACACCCGAGUCCGUCCAGCUGCAGGGCAGCUGGGUCCUUGGCAGUAAUGCACCACUGGAGAGCAGGCAUUUCCUAUUCAAAACCGGGACAGGGACCACGCCGCUGUUCAGCACCGCGACCCCAGGGUACACGAUGGCUUCUGGCUCUGUCUACUCGCCGCCCACUCGGCCGCUACCUAGAAACACCCUGUCGAGAAGCGCUUUCAAGUUCAAGAAGUCUUCGAAGUACUGCAGCUGGAAGUGCACGGCGCUGUGUGCCGUAGGCGUCUCCGUGCUGCUGGCCGUGCUCCUGUCCUACUUCAUAGCAAUGCACCUAUUUGGCCUCAACUGGCAGUUGCAGCAGACGGAAAAUGACACGUUCGAGAACGGGAAAGUGAAUUCGGACACCAUGCCAACGAACACUGUGUCACUGCCUUCUGGCGACAACGGAAAAUUAAGUGGAUUUACACAAGAAAAUAACACCAUAGAUUCCGGAGAACUUGAUAUUGGCCGAAGAGCAAUUCAAGAGGUUCCUCCCGGGGUCUUCUGGAGAUCACAGCUCUUUAUCGAUCAGCCACAGUUUCUUAAAUUCAAUAUCUCUCUUCAGAAGGAUGCAUUGAUCGGAGUGUACGGCCGAAAAGGGCUACCGCCUUCCCACACGCAGUACGACUUCGUCGAGCUCCUGGACGGCAGCAGGUUGAUCGCCAGGGAGCAGCGGAACCUUCUGGAGUCGGAAAGAGCCGGGCGGCAGGCGCGGUCCGUCAGCCUCCACGAGGCCGGCUUCAUCCAGUACUUGGACUCCGGAAUCUGGCACCUGGCUUUUUACAACGACGGGAAAAAUGCGGAGCAGGUGUCUUUCAACACCAUCGUCAUAGAGUCUGUGGUGGAGUGCCCCCGGAAUUGCCAUGGAAAUGGAGAGUGUGUUUCUGGAACUUGCCAUUGUUUUCCGGGAUUCCUGGGUCCAGAUUGUUCGAGAGCCGCCUGUCCGGUCCUGUGCAGCGGCAACGGGCAGUACUCGAAGGGGCGCUGCCUGUGCUUCAGCGGCUGGAAGGGCACGGAGUGCGACGUGCCGGCCACGCAGUGCGUCGACCCGCAGUGCGGGGGCCGGGGCAUCUGCAUCAUGGGCUCUUGCGCGUGCAACUCGGGGUUCAAAGGAGAGAACUGUGAAGAAGCUGACUGCCUGGACCCCGGCUGUUCGAACCACGGGGUGUGCAUCCACGGGGAAUGCCACUGCAGCCCAGGCUGGGGCGGCAGCAACUGCGAAAUCCUGAAGACCAUGUGUCCGGACCAGUGCUCUGGCCACGGGACGUACCUUCAGGAAAGCGGCUCCUGCACUUGUGACCCUAACUGGACUGGCCCGGACUGCUCCAAUGAGAUAUGCUCCGUGGACUGCGGCUCGCACGGCGUGUGCAUGGGCGGCACAUGCCGCUGCGAGGAGGGCUGGACCGGCCCGGCGUGCAGCCAGAGAGCCUGCCACCCGCGCUGUGCGGAGCACGGGACGUGCAAGGACGGCAAGUGCGAAUGCAGCCAGGGCUGGAACGGCGAGCACUGCACCAUCGAGGGCUGCCCGGGUCUGUGCAACAGCAACGGCAGGUGCACGCUGGACCAGAACGGCUGGCACUGCGUCUGCCAGCCGGGGUGGAGAGGAGCGGGCUGCGACGUGGCCAUGGAGACCCUGUGCACGGACAGCAAGGACAACGAAGGAGAUGGACUCGUCGACUGCAUGGACCCUGAUUGCUGUUUACAGAGCUCCUGCCAGAAUCAGCCCUACUGCCGUGGACUGCCCGACCCGCAGGACAUAAUUAGCCAAAGCCUACAAUCCCCGUCUCAGCAAGCUGCCAAAUCCUUCUACGACCGAAUCAGCUUUCUUAUAGGAUCCGAUAGCACCCACGUUAUACCCGGAGAGAGUCCUUUCAAUAAGAGCCUCGCGUCCGUCGUCAGAGGCCAAGUACUCACUGCUGAUGGGACCCCGCUCAUCGGGGUCAAUGUCUCCUUUUUCCAUUACCCAGAGUACGGGUACACCAUCACCCGACAGGAUGGCAUGUUUGACCUGGUGGCGAACGGUGGGGCCUCUCUAACCCUGGUGUUCGAACGGUCCCCGUUCCUCACGCAGUAUCACACUGUGUGGAUCCCCUGGAACGUCUUUUAUGUGAUGGACACUCUCGUCAUGAAGAAAGAAGAGAACGACAUCCCCAGCUGUGAUCUGAGCGGGUUCGUGAGGCCGAAUCCUAUCAUCGUGUCAUCGCCGUUGUCCACCUUCUUCAGAUCCUCCCCGGAAGACAGCCCCAUCAUCCCUGAAACACAGGUGCUGCACGAAGAGACCACCAUCCCAGGGACAGACUUGAAACUCUCCUACUUGAGCUCCAGAGCCGCCGGGUACAAGUCCGUCCUCAAGAUCACCAUGACCCAGGCCGUCAUACCGUUUAACCUGAUGAAGGUCCACCUCAUGGUGGCUGUGGUAGGGAGACUCUUUCAAAAGUGGUUUCCCGCCUCGCCGAACUUGGCCUAUACGUUCAUCUGGGAUAAAACAGAUGCAUAUAAUCAGAAGGUCUACGGUCUAUCCGAAGCUGUUGUGUCAGUUGGGUACGAGUACGAGUCCUGCCUGGACCUGACGCUGUGGGAGAAGCGGACCGCCGUCCUGCAAGGCUAUGAGCUAGAUGCGUCCAACAUGGGCGGGUGGACGUUGGAUAAGCAUCACGUGCUGGACGUUCAGAACGGCAUACUGUACAAGGGAAACGGGGAGAACCAGUUUAUCUCCCAGCAGCCCCCGGUGGUCAGCAGCAUCAUGGGCAACGGACGGAGGCGCAGCAUCUCGUGCCCAAGUUGCAACGGCCAAGCGGAUGGUAACAAACUCUUGGCCCCGGUGGCGUUAGCGUGUGGGAUCGAUGGCAGCCUGUACGUGGGGGAUUUCAACUACGUUCGCCGGAUAUUCCCCUCCGGAAACGUCACGAGUGUUUUAGAACUAAGAAAUAAAGAUUUUAGACAUAGCAGCAACCCAGCCCACCGAUACUACCUCGCCACCGACCCGGUCACAGGAGACUUGUACGUGUCGGACACCAACACCCGCAGGAUUUACCGCCCCAAGUCGCUGACGGGGGCGAAAGACCUGACCAAAAACGCCGAAGUCGUGGCCGGGACAGGGGAGCAGUGCCUCCCGUUCGACGAAGCCAGAUGCGGGGACGGGGGGAAGGCUGUGGAGGCGACACUCAUGAGUCCCAAAGGAAUGGCGAUUGAUAAAAACGGGUUGAUCUACUUUGUGGAUGGAACCAUGAUCAGAAAAGUCGAUCAAAACGGAAUCAUCUCGACGCUCCUGGGCUCUAACGACCUGACGUCAGCCAGACCUUUAACCUGCGACACGAGCAUGCACAUCAGCCAGGUGCGUCUGGAGUGGCCCACUGACCUCGCCAUCAACCCCAUGGACAACUCCAUCUACGUGCUGGACAACAACGUGGUGCUGCAGAUCACCGAGAACCGGCAGGUGCGCAUCGCCGCCGGGCGGCCCAUGCACUGCCAGGUGCCGGGCGUGGAGUACUCCGUGGGGAAGCACGCGGUGCAGACGACGCUGGAGUCGGCCACCGCCAUCGCCGUGUCCUACAGCGGGGUCCUGUACAUCACGGAGACCGAUGAGAAGAAAAUUAACCGCAUCAGGCAGGUCACGACGGACGGGGAGAUCUCCUUGGUCGCCGGCAUACCUUCCGAGUGUGACUGCAAGAACGAUGCCAACUGCGACUGUUACCAGAGCGGCGACGGCUACGCCAAAGACGCCAAGCUCAGUGCGCCCUCGUCGCUGGCGGCGUCUCCCGACGGCACCCUGUACAUCGCGGAUCUAGGAAACAUUCGCAUCCGGGCCGUGUCCAAGAACAAGCCUUUCCUGAACUCCAUGAACUUCUACGAAGUCGCCUCUCCCACCGAUCAGGAACUCUACAUCUUCGACAUCAACGGCACCCACCAGUACACCCUGAGCCUGGUCACGGGCGACUACCUGUACAACUUCAGCUACAGCAAUGACAACGACAUCACCGCGGUGACCGACAGCAACGGCAACACCCUCAGAAUCAGGCGGGACCCGAAUCGGAUGCCCGUGCGAGUGGUGUCCCCCGACAACCAGGUGAUCUGGCUGACCAUCGGGACCAACGGCUGCCUGAAGAGCAUGACCGCGCAGGGGCUGGAGUUGGUGCUGUUCACCUACCACGGCAACAGCGGCCUCCUGGCCACCAAGAGCGACGAGACCGGGUGGACGACGUUUUUUGACUACGACAGCGAAGGCCGCCUGACAAACGUCACCUUUCCAACGGGGGUGGUCACGAACCUUCACGGCGACAUGGACAAGGCCAUCACAGUGGACCUCGAGUCAUCCAGCCGAGAGGAGGACGUCAGCAUCACUUCCAAUCUGUCCUCGAUCGAUUCCUUCUACACCAUGGUUCAAGACCAGCUGAGGAGCAGCUUCCAGAUCGGCUACGACGGCUCCCUGCGCGUCAUCUACGCCAGCGGCCUGGACUCGCACUACCAGACCGAGCCGCACGUGCUGGCCGGCACGGCCAACCCCACCGUCGCCAAGAGGAACAUGACGCUCCCCGGGGAGAACGGCCAGAACCUGGUGGAGUGGAGAUUCCGGAAAGAGCAGGCCCAAGGGAAGGUCAACGUCUUCGGUCGGAAGCUCCGGGUUAACGGCAGGAACCUCCUGUCCGUGGACUUUGAUCGGACGACGAAGACGGAGAAGAUCUACGACGACCACCGUAAGUUUCUGCUGAGGAUCGCCUACGACACGUCGGGGCACCCGACCCUCUGGCUGCCGAGCAGCAAGCUGAUGGCCGUCAACGUCACCUACUCGUCCACGGGCCAGAUCGCCAGCAUCCAGCGGGGCACGACCAGCGAGAAAGUAGAUUACGACGGGCAGGGGAGGGUCGUGUCGAGGGUCUUCGCUGACGGUAAAACGUGGAGCUACACGUACUUGGAAAAGUCCAUGGUCCUGCUGCUGCACAGCCAGAGGCAGUACAUCUUCGAGUACGACAUGUGGGACCGGCUGUCGGCCAUCACCAUGCCCAGCGUGGCCCGCCACACCAUGCAGACCAUCCGCUCCAUCGGCUACUACCGCAACAUAUACAACCCCCCCGAGAGCAACGCCUCAGUCAUCACCGACUACAACGAGGAGGGGCUGCUCCUGCAAACGGCGUUCCUGGGCACGAGUCGGAGGGUCCUGUUCAAGUACAGAAGGCAGACCAGGCUCUCGGAGAUUUUGUACGAUAGCACCCGAGUCAGCUUCACCUAUGACGAAACAGCGGGAGUCCUGAAAACAGUGAACCUCCAGAGCGAUGGUUUCAUUUGCACCAUUAGGUACAGGCAGAUCGGCCCCCUGAUCGACAGGCAGAUCUUCCGCUUCAGCGAGGACGGGAUGGUCAAUGCGCGGUUUGACUACAGCUACGACAACAGCUUUCGCGUGACCAGCAUGCAGGGUGUCAUCAAUGAAACGCCACUGCCCAUUGAUCUCUAUCAGUUCGAUGACAUUUCCGGCAAAGUGGAGCAGUUUGGGAAGUUUGGGGUUAUCUACUACGACAUUAACCAGAUCAUUUCCACCGCGGUCAUGACGUACACGAAGCACUUCGACGCUCACGGCCGCAUCAAGGAGAUCCAGUACGAGAUCUUCAGGUCGCUCAUGUACUGGAUUACAAUCCAAUACGACAACAUGGGCCGGGUGACCAAGAGAGAGAUCAAGAUCGGGCCCUUCGCCAACACGACCAAGUACGCGUACGAGUACGACGUGGACGGGCAGCUGCAGACGGUCUACCUGAACGAGAAGAUCAUGUGGCGCUACAACUACGACCUGAACGGGAACCUGCACCUGCUGAACCCCAGCAGCAGCGCCCGCCUCACCCCUCUCCGCUACGACCUGCGGGACCGGAUCACCCGGCUGGGCGACGUGCAGUACCGGCUGGACGAGGACGGCUUCCUGCGCCAGCGGGGCACCGAGAUCUUCGAGUACAGCUCCAAGGGGCUCCUCACGCGCGUGUACAGCAAGGGCAGCGGCUGGACGGUGAUCUACCGCUACGACGGCCUGGGGAGGCGCGUCUCCAGCAAGACCAGCCUGGGGCAGCACCUGCAGUUCUUCUACGCCGACCUCACGUACCCCACGAGGAUCACGCACGUCUACAACCACUCGAGUUCGGAAAUCACCUCCCUCUACUACGACCUCCAGGGGCACCUCUUUGCCAUGGAGAUCAGCAGCGGGGACGAGUUCUACAUCGCGUCGGACAACACGGGGACCCCGCUGGCCGUCUUCAGCAGCAACGGGCUAAUGCUGAAGCAGAUCCAGUACACCGCGUACGGCGAAAUCUACUUCGACUCCAACGUGGACUUCCAGCUGGUCAUCGGGUUCCACGGGGGCCUGUACGACCCGCUCACGAAACUAAUCCACUUCGGGGAGAGAGAUUACGACAUUCUGGCAGGGCGGUGGACCACGCCGGACAUAGAGAUCUGGAGGAGAAUCGGGAAGGACCCAGCUCCUUUCAACCUGUACAUGUUCAGGAAUAACAACCCUGCGAGCAAAAUCCACGAUGUGAAAGACUACAUCACAGAUGUUAACAGCUGGCUGGUGACAUUUGGCUUCCAUCUGCACAAUGCUAUUCCUGGAUUCCCGGUUCCCAAAUUUGAUUUAACGGAGCCUUCUUAUGAACUUGUGAAGAGUCAGCAGUGGGAUGAUAUACCGCCCAUUUUCGGAGUUCAGCAGCAAGUGGCGAGGCAGGCCAAGGCCUUCCUGUCCCUGGGGAAGAUGGCAGAGGUGCAGGUGAACCGGCGCAAGGGUGGCGGCGCGCAGUCGUGGCUGUGGUUCGCCACGGUCAAGUCGCUGAUCGGCAAGGGCGUCAUGCUGGCGGUCAGCCAGGGCCACGUGCAGACCAACGUGCUCAACAUCGCCAACGAGGACUGCAUCAAGGUGGCGGCGGUGCUCAACAACGCCUUCUACCUGGAGAACCUGCACUUCACCAUCGAGGGCAAGGACACGCACUACUUCAUCAAGACCAGCACGCCCGAGAGCGACCUGGGCACGCUGCGGUUGACGAGCGGCCGCAAGGCCCUGGAGAACGGCAUCAACGUGACCGUGUCGCAGUCCACGACCGUGGUCAACGGCAGGACGCGCAGGUUCGCCGACGUGGAGAUGCAGUUCGGGGCGCUGGCGCUGCACGUGCGCUACGGCAUGACGCUGGACGAGGAGAAGGCGCGCAUCCUGGAGCAGGCGCGGCAGCGCGCGCUCGCCCGCGCCUGGGCGCGCGAGCAGCAGCGCGUGCGCGACGGCGAGGAGGGCGCGCGCCUCUGGACGGAGGGCGAGAAGCGGCAGCUGCUGAGCGCGGGCAAGGUGCAGGGCUACGACGGCUACUACGUGCUGUCGGUGGAGCAGUACCCCGAGCUGGCCGACAGCGCCAACAACAUCCAGUUCCUGCGGCAGAGCGAGAUCGGCAAGAGGUAACCCCGCCCCCUCGGGGACGGGGACAGCGGCGGGCGCCGCCGCGGCCCGCGAGCCGAACCCCACUUUGCUCAGAUCUGUCUGUAGCACAAUCCGUCUGGGACUCUCCGACACGGAAGAGCCUUCUGCGAGAAUGAUACCGCUAUUUUAGAAAGAAAAUCCACGGAAGAAAGAACAAAAACAGAACUCCUUUUCUGAAUGACCUUAAAGGUGAUCGGCUUUAAAGAAUAUGUUUACAUAUGCAUAUCGCUGCACUCAGUUGGACUGAAGGUACUAAUAAAAGGAACAAAUAAUAAAAAGAAAGAAAAAAAAGGCCUAAUCGUUUGCCCUGGGCCUUCUGUCCCUUUGGGGCACUGUAUUUAACGAGGGUAAAGAUGCCUCCGGUUCCAAAUAUUACCGAAUUGUCGACCUUUGCUUACAAAGAAGUAGUGUCUGCAUAGGAUGUGAUAUAUAGCUCUGUUCAUUUUGCAAUGUGGGGCGAAAUUACAGUUUAGAGACGACCCAACUGCUUUCCCUGUGCUGCUUUGUAAAAGGACACGGGCACAAGUGACUUCUCCAAGGGGAAAUCGUAAUGCAUUUUACGAUGCUGUCGUGGUUUGCCGGGGGUGGGGAGGGGGUGGAAAACUGGCAGAUACAACCCUUGUCACUGAUAAGCAAAGGAACCCCUGAUUUUUUUGUAAAUUAUGUGAGACAAGUUGUUUAUGGAUUUUUAUAUGAAUUACAAUUUACUGUACAUCAAAUAUUAGUCUCAGAGGAGUUAAUUUAUGUAAAGUGUUUAAAAAGUUUAUACUUAAAAAUAAAAUGAUAAAAACAUGUGAGCUGUGUGAUUUUUUUAAAGGAUUGCACCUUUUGUUACCUGUUAUAGCUGUACAGUAUAAAUUAUUAUAUUGUAGAGAUAUAACGACUUAUGCCUAUAAUGUCCAGAAGUGUUAAUAUUUUUGUAUUAGGUUGAGAAAUGUGCAGCUUUCUAUCGCUAAAUGGAUAGACAGUGCAAUCCUAAGUGGGUGGCUAUCCAGAGAAUUGCCUCUUUCUCUUCCUUCUCUUUCCCAUCAGACCACUGUCCUCAUCAAUAUCAACCAAGAGGCACAGUAGGAAUCUAAGGCUGGUGAAACGUAUUGGGGGCGGGGAGCAGGCAGGGGGCGCUCCAGGUCCCCUCUCCGGGCCCUAGCAGUCAACGGGGAGUUGAUAUAAUUUAACCACAGGGUCUUCACCGUUCCCUGAAGCUCCAUUUCAUGGCAGAGGCGAGAGAUCCCAUCAAAUGCUCGGAGAAACUGGGAAGAAAAGGAUCUCGUGUAGUCGUGACCUCAUGGUCACGUGUCUUAAGAUCUAGGAAAGAUGGCAGAAACCCAGCAGUGGUGAGAGAGCCAAAUGGAGUAGGUCAGGGUCACUCCGCUAGUCUUGGGUUUGGACCCUGGGGUCGCCAAGAGGGACAAAAAGGGGAGAGAUGCUCCUGUGAGCCCACACGCCCCGGCCACCUUGGGAGCUGGUGCGAACGGCAGCCCCUGCUCUGUCGGGGAAGCUGGGGUGGCAGGUCCAGCCGACAGGGAGUUGACAGCGGCGUCCUCCUGCGCAUGCGCGCGCGGGGCCCAGCCCAGACCGCCUACCCUUCCGCGCUGGUUCAGCCGCUCUCGCGAAUCUCUUUCGUGAGCACUCAAUUCAGCCACAAAAAAAUAUUUUUAGAAAAUAUUUCUCAGUUCAUUGAGCUAUAGUACACACUGUUUUCCUCUAUGUAUAAUGGUGACAAAAUAUAGCAAGUGAACAUGUCGUAAAUAUAAAGGUUCAAGUGAUGUAUUGAAAAUAAUUUUCUAACUGCUUUGUAUGUAUCACAUACUCUAAAUUGCACAGUAGGCGUGUUUAUUAAACAGAUUGGCUGGGAAAGUUUCAAGAUAGCUACUGACUUUACAGUAUCAGUGCUAUUACUGUCUUUGUGUAUUUGGUAGAGCAUACCGAAGUAAUUAAUCUUCUAAUGAAUGCUGAUAUUUUAUUAGAAUGAAAGCACAGAUUAGCAUUAAUAUUUUUUAUCCUGGAAGUCCUUUGGCAAGUAUUAGGAAGCCCAAAUUUAGGAAACUACGAGAUUUCAAACCACAUACACAUGGCUCUGUUUUACGUUUUAUUUUUUAACUGUUAACUUAGGUGUCUGCAGUUCUGUCCGAUGGCAUCUCUGCAGGAGUGUAUUUAGCAUGCUGUAAGUACUUUUGGUUGAAAUAGGCUCUGAGUCUCAAUUCUCAGAAAUGUUCCUAAUGUAUUGACUAUGAAAAGCUUGUACCACGUGGCAGAAGUGAAAUCAUAAUCUUACCCUCUUCUUGACAUGGACUGGUCCCUUCCACUGGCCCAGAUACCAGAUUUACAGUAUCUCCUGGUGCUCAUUUUAGAUGAAGUCAAAUCAACCCAAUUAGUGUCUUGUUAGUAGGUCUAAUGAGCCUAUUUCUUUCUAAAAAGACUUGUGAUCCGGACAUGCUUUUACAAGAAAUAGUGACCUUGGGGAAUAUGUAAACAAAAGACCUUUUUUUCUAAGAGUUCGGGGUGUGGGGGAACUGUAUAAUGAAAAGAAUUAGCUUACAAAAAAAAAGAAAUUGAUAUUCAAAGUAUUUUAGGCAAAGCCAGUCAAAAUGCUUUCAUGAUAUUUUGAGAUGUAAAUUUUGUCUGAUUUGUAUUGUUCUUUUCAUUUGCCUUCUUAACUUUAUAUGUGACCUGAAUUUUCCAUAACUUGGUGACUAUAGGUUGCAUCUAGGCAUUCCAAUAAAAGCCAACC
Messenger RNA from Phyllostomus hastatus (greater spear-nosed bat), 11038 nucleotides. It is a transcript of the gene TENM3, whose product is annotated as teneurin transmembrane protein 3. Gene Ontology annotation, biological process: neuron development; signal transduction; heterophilic cell-cell adhesion. Lineage: Eukaryota; Metazoa; Chordata; Mammalia; Chiroptera; Phyllostomidae. The coding region runs from base 169 to 8289 and encodes 2706 amino acids. The record is from RefSeq and is a predicted model, not a curated record. Gene Ontology annotation, cellular component: neuron projection; membrane. The transcript has 29 exons. Gene Ontology annotation, molecular function: protein homodimerization activity; cell adhesion molecule binding; protein heterodimerization activity.